Dermacentor albipictus is the source of this 4189-nucleotide messenger RNA. Its product is annotated as phospholipase A2-like. The record is from RefSeq and is a predicted model, not a curated record. Gene Ontology annotation, biological process: arachidonate secretion; phospholipid metabolic process. NCBI's taxonomy places the organism in Eukaryota, Metazoa, Arthropoda, Arachnida, Ixodida, Ixodidae.
GCAACUUUCGGGAUUUGCAUAACUAACGCUUCUCCUUUCAGCGGCUUCUGACGUUGUUGGAGGAACUUAUGGUUGGCUGCCUCGCACAGUUUACAUACAGUCCGUCUGCAAGGGACUAGAGCAAGGAGAAAGGUGUGCGAAAAAUACCGAUUCCAGCCUAAAAAUGCUACGGAUUUUGAGAGAAGUUUUGGUUAUUUUUGCUGCUAAUUACCUACUUGGAAGUGAAUUUUCGGUGGCAGCAUUAAAGAUCGACGGGUCUACCCCACUGAAAAGCGCGGUGGAAGGGGUAUCAAGUGUCGUGAGUAAAGCGGCAUCUGCUUUAACAAACACGUUUCUGCCUUCGCAACGCCAUCGCAUUGUGACAGACGUGAAGUUUGGAGGUCACAAGUUCGCCGAGAUUUUUGAGGACAAAAACGAUGCUGGUUCUCUUACGUGCAACCUUUUGGGCGACAGGAUACUUAUAGAACAUUUGUUGAAGUUCAUCCCAAGCGCGCUUGUCACUGACGUAACGAUGGAAGAAAUGGAAGUGUUCGUGGACAAGUGCGUCGACCGAGAGCCGGAGACAAAAAGAUCCUCCCUGUUGGAUUUGUUAGGCACCGCACUUCAGAGCCUCCUGAUAUACCCAGGUACCAAAUGGUGUGGGGCUGGAGACAUUGCCAACGGCUACGACGACUUGGGGAGGGCCAAGGAGAUUGAUAUGUGCUGUCGCGACCACGAUCACGCCGAUGACAACAUAUUGGCUUUCCAGACAAAGCACGGAAUCAAAAAUUUCAGAUUCUAUACAAUGACAAACUGCGACGAUGAUGAGAAGUUCUUCAACUGCCUUGUCAACUCGAGCAAUGUUGUUACGGCGUCCGUCGGCAUCACUUACUUCGAUGUGCUCAGAACCAAGUGCUUCAAAUACGGCCAUCCUUUAAAAUGCACCAGUUACAAUCCGUACGGACGACACUGUCAGUCGACAGAAAGUACUAAGCUGUCCAUAACCUUUACCAGGGGAAAGGUCAUUCCGUUUCGUAUACUGCUGCUUCGUCCACCUUGUAAAAACCAAGAAGAGGACACGUCUCAGCCUAAGAGAUGGAGUGUCGAGUACCCACCGAAUUUUUUCGAGGCUUUCGUUAACAGGAAGAAAUCCGGCCUUAUGAAUGUGUUCUCGGCACCAGAGGAUGAUGACACGGAGUGUUAAAACUGAUGAUGCCGUGGAACUACCUACCGAAAUACGCGUAAAAAUUAAAUCUAGGAGUUUGCAACUCCUAGAUUGUGGCCACAGAUGUGCAUGAAGCUUAUGUCUCCCGUACCUUUUGCGCGGGUAUCACUGGUGCAAUUAUACUAAAAAUGCAGUCAUUCUAGAAGCUAAUUUAGCCAUGAACCAGGCUGUGCGCAUUGAAUCCCCCAAGUAGCUUUGACAUUGGCGCUGUAGAAUAUACGCUCAGGUCUUACGAUGGAAACUCCCUGCGGAAAAGCGUCCCAUGAUGCUUAAACAAAACAACUGACAUAUAGCGUGUUGCUUAAAACAAGGCGGGGAUCUCUAUUCGCUUCACAUUAGGUGAAAUACUGCGCAGAAUGCAGUGCCGGAAUCUGAAGCAGCGUUACAUUACUUGUUUCCGCGAAGGGACGUGAAUUCAUGGUUAACAUAAUGCGACGACAAGGAGGCUUAUGUUCCGGUUAAUAAAUAAUGUAUGAGGUAUGGCUAAUGAUGACAUGAAGAAAUAGUCGUAUUCAAGAAAAACCUGUUGAGCAAAACUUGAUCUUAUGAUCUUGCUCUCUAGCCCAUGCGUCAUUGGAUAACAUGCAAACAUGGAAUCUGCUGCCUUGAAUAUUGAAGGUGUGACGUCAAUGCUCGAAUUUCACACUGCGUUUGCACUUCAGGGUUACAGCACGCCGCGACUUUUUUUUUCUCCUACAGCAUAAUUUAUAGUGGGCGCUGGAGCACAGGCGCUGGGCUUCCGUCAGCACAUCUCUUAUAAUGUACGGGCGCAAGUGUUUCCUCCAUGCGCAAGCCUACUAACACUGUGUGUACAUCCACCUAGUUUUUAUAGUUUUAUAAAUGCGCUUUUUUUCUUUCGGGCUAUUUAUUACGUAGAUGUUAUUUCAUAGUUGCUGGCAGUACCUGAUGUAAUUCCAUACCAGGCGGCAACGACAAGCGCUGACAGCACCGUAAAGGCAGCUGCAAUGUCUCUAUAGCAGCAGUAUUUCGAAAGCGGUUGGUCAUAGCAUAAAUGUACAAUGAAACUUUGCGAUCGGAGCUGAUAUUUGUGGAACUUUAUACAUCGCUCUCUGUUAAAAGUUUAUGAAGGGGAUGCUUGCUUUGCGAAACCUCUUGGGCUUUGCUGACCGUGGCUGCUGCUGCUGUCGUCCCGAAUAACUGCCUCUCUCUCUCUCACACACACACACACAAACACACACACACACACAAACACACACACACAAACACACACACACACACAUGCACACACACGCACACACACGCACGCACAGGCACGCACGCACGCACUCAUGGAGAAAGUUAAGCAGAUCCAAAGCACAUGCAGGAAUCAAUGUGAAGCGAAGCAUUCGUUAAGAGAGAGAGAGAGAUAAAUAGAAGAGAGGAAAAGCAGGUACGUUCACCAGACGCACGUCCAGUUUGCUACCCUGUACAGGGGGAAUAGGAUGUAGGGAUGUGAAGAGAAAGAGAUUGAGCACAGUUUCGCCCACAUUUGAAGGUACGCAUCGACUCUACAAACGGUCACCAAGAACUGUCCACUUGAGGUACUGCAAUAGGGCUUUCGUGGCUUUCUGUGUCAUCGAUGCUUACUGCCACGGUCCAAGGAUCUUCAUUUCUGAAAAUCGCCUUGAGUGAAAUGCUGUCUGGAGAGGUUAGCGUUCUACGUCGUACCGGAGACGGAGACAUAAGAUGUCUCCGUCUCCGUUUCUCCGAAUCGUUUCUAUUGUUCCACAAGAGUCGCACCUGGGCGUAUCACCCAUUGCGAUGCAGAACGAGUAGGCCUUUAUAAAUGAAACCCCUAGCCACAUGCGCCACAGCACUGUCACCUCAGAGUGGGAUACGUUUGAUGGCAUUUGGAUAUUAAUGGAUGGAUCAAGUGCACGAAGAUGAAACUUCGGGAGGUUGGGAGAAGACCAUCAUUUCUUUGUCAUAUUGGUUAUGGAAAUCUAUACAGUCACGUGUCAAGCAAAAUAUUGAUCUAAGAAUGUAAGAGCGCUCCUGUUCAGUUGUGCAGGGUGGGCACAUCACUGCGCUGCCAAAGAGAGACGAACUUCCGAUAUUGUAACUAUAGAUAAACAACAGCAACAAGUAUAUUGCUGACGCAUAGGCACAUGAAGAAAAAAGAGGGGAGAUAGCGUUCAAGCCUUCCUUUUGCAACGAUUCAAUAAGAGCUAUAUUUAAUAAAAGAAAAUGUAGACAUCCACCCAAACGUGGGAAAUUGCUACAAAGGAAAUCCAUACUGGUUGCCAUGUGCCACCUUGCUGGCUUCCGUAGAACUAUUACGUCAAUAGUUAUAUUUCCUAAAUAGCUGCAAUAAUUUGUAGCAGACAGAAUGUCCGGCUACGGUUACUCUUUUUCAGCGUUUUAUUUGUAUGUUUGCAUUCAGUAAAGCCGGAACCAGGGAACUUGAUGCGAUACUCCGAACAACCGAAAUGAAAACAAAGCACUUGUAUUGUUAUACGCUAGGGCAUUUACAAGAUGGUCGCGACUUUGCUUGGCCUGAAAGGACGGGUGUGACGACAGCAACGGUUACAUCAGUAAAUUAGACUUCUCUCGGUGGGGCUAUGAAUGGUCCUGUGCUUUUUACUUGGCUUCUAAACUUAAUAUAACAAAUUCGUCCUCUUGCAAAUAAAAGAAAACAGACAAUUUUUAACAAUGUUGCACUCAAUCCGCAACCAUGACAAUGCGCGUGAAUGAACAGUCGGUGUUAAAAAUGCUCUUGGCUGCAUACAAUUAGUGGACAGGAAACAAACACAUGACUGCACGUACCGCGCUUCUGUAUAACAAAUUACUCGCAUAUGUUGGGCUAAGGUUGUACGUACACCACGGUACAACCAAUAAUCCAUGCCAUAUACCUUCUAUGAGAGCGUAUAUCUUUAGCGAAGCGCAACUCAUCUUUCACGCCACCGCGAAUGACCCAUGUGUCUCUGCGCAACGUUUACAGCUGUGAGUUGCAACCCGUGGUAAUGGGGCACGUUUAUCAAGAAA